Molecule: messenger RNA, 3941 nt
Organism: Lagopus leucura (white-tailed ptarmigan)
Lineage: Eukaryota; Metazoa; Chordata; Aves; Galliformes; Phasianidae
Gene: COG5
Product: component of oligomeric golgi complex 5
Exons: 22
Coding region: 31-2484 (817 amino acids)
Biological process (GO): intra-Golgi vesicle-mediated transport
Cellular component (GO): COG complex
Source: RefSeq, a predicted model, not a curated record
AGUGACGCGCGGCAGGCUCCAUCGGGCGGCAUGGAGGAAGCGGGCGGUGGAGCACCGGCCCCGGCGCUGGCAGAGCUGCAGGCGGACGAGUGUUAUGCUGACUUCUUCAGAGAGGACUUUGAUGUGAAAGCUUACACGUCGCAGUCGAUCCAUCAGGCGGUGAUAGCUGAGCAGCUCGCAAAGCUUGCCCAAGGUAUCAGCCAGCUGGAUAAAGAGCUUCACGUACAAGUUGUUGCAAGACAUGAAGAUCUGUUGGCUCAAGCAACUGGAAUUGAAUCCCUAGAAGGUGUUCUCCAAAUGAUGCAGACCAGAAUUGGUGCUCUACAAAGUACUGUUGAUAGAAUUAGAGCCAAAAUUGUUGAUCCCUACAACAAAAUAGUGUCUCGCACAGCUCAGCUAGCAAAGCUUCAGGCUGCCUGUGACUUGCUGCGGAGGAUAAUACGCAUCUUGCAUCUCAGUAAAAGACUUCAAGGACAACUACAAGGGGGAAGCAGGGAGAUAACAAAAGCUGCCCAGAGUCUCAGUGAACUUGAUUACCUUUCUCAAGGGAUAGAUCUGUCUGGAAUAGAAGUAAUUGAAAAUGACCUGCUUUUUAUUGCAAGAGCUCGGCUGGAGGUAGAAAAUCAGGCUAAAAGGUUACUUGAGCAAGGUGUGGAGACUCAGAGUCCUACUCAAGUGGGGACUGCUCUUCAAGUUUUUUAUAACCUUGGAACUCUGAAGGAUACCAUUGCUAAUGUGGUGGAUGGAUACUGCACUGUGCUGGAGGAGAACAUAAAAAAUGCUUUGGAUAUCAAAGUACUGACCCAACCAUCUCAAACUGUUACAAGAGGUGGCCCUGGUAGAGCUGCUAUGCCAACACCUGGGAACACAGCAGCUUUUCGGGCAGCUCUCUGGACCAACAUGGAGAAACUCAUGGAUCAGAUCUGUGCUGCUUGUGGACAGGUGCAGCACUUGCAGAAACUAUUGGCAAAGAAAAGAGAUCCUAUUUCACAUGUCUGCUUCAUUGAGGAAAUAGUUAAGGAUGGACAGUCUGAUAUUUUGUACAAAUUUUGGACUGCAGUAACUCAGACUCUUUCCUCUCAGUUUCAGUCUGCAACAGACUCUUCUAUGUUUUUGAAACAAGCUUUUGAAGGAGAAUACCCUAAAUUACUGAGACUUUAUAACGACUUGUGGAAGCGCCUGCAACAAUAUAGUCAAAAUAUUCAGAGGAAUUUUAACACAAGUGGAAGUCCUGAUCUCUUUACUGAACUACAACAAAUGGAGGAAGAUGCACAGGACAUAUUCAUGCAAAAAACCCAAGAUUAUGACCCAGAAAAGGCCUUGAAAGAUUCGCUGCAACAAUAUGAAGCUGCUUAUUUGUCAAAAUCCCUGUCUCGACUCUUUGAUCCUAUCAAUCUUGUCUUCCCUCCUGGAGGUCGGAACCCUCCCUCUUCUGAUGAGCUUGACAGCAUCAUCAAAACGAUAGCCAGUGAGCUAAAUGUGGCUGCUGUUGAUCCAGACCUCAGUUUAGCUGUGGCCAAAAAUGUGGCAAAGACCAUUCAGCUCUAUGGUGUAAAGUCUGAACAGCUUCUGUCUACUCAAGGAGAUGCCAGCCAGGUGAUUGGACCUCUCACAGAGGGACAGAGAAGGAAUGUGGCUGUAGUUAAUUCACUACACAAACUACACCAAGCAGUUCUGAAGGUUGUUACCAAUCAGAACUCAUUCCCAGCAGCUGCUGAGGAAGCGAUCACAACUGCCUUGAAGGCAGUCCAUGAUCUAAUGGGUAGUGCUGUUCAACCAUUACUGAACUCUGUAGGAGAUUCAGUAGAAGCUAUUAUCAUCACGAUGCACCAGGAAGAUUUUUCUGGAUCAUUAUCCAGCUCAGGAAAACCAGAUGUCCCUUGUUCUCUGUACAUGAAAGAACUACAGGGUUUUAUAGGAAGAGUCAUGAGUGACUACUUCAGACAUUUUGAGUGCUUUGACUUUGUCUUUGAUAACACUGAAGCCAUGGCACAAAGAGCAAUUGAACUUUUCAUUCGCAAUGCCAGUCUAAUCAGGCCCCUUGGUGAAGGUGGGAAGAUGCGGCUUGCAGCAGAUUUUGCACAGAUGGAGUUAGCAGUAGCACCGCUCUGCCGCCGAGUCUCUGACCUAGGCAAAUCUUACAGGCAGCUGAGGUCGUUCAGACCACUGCUGUUCCAGACCAGUGAGCAUAUUGCCAGCAGCCCAGCCCUGGGAGAGGUUAUUCCAUUCAGCAUUAUUCUUCAGUUCUUAUUUACAAGAGCACCGCCAGAGUUAAAAUCACCCUUCCAGAGGGCUGAGUGGUCCAUUGCCCGCUACUCUCAGUGGCUCGAUGAUCAUCCUUCUGAGAAAGACAGGCUUGCACUCAUACGAGGUGCACUGGAAGCCUAUGUUCAGUCAGUCAGAGCACGAGAAGGAAAGGAGUUUGCUCCCGUCUAUCCCAUAAUGGUUCAGCUGCUGCAGAAAGCCAUGUCAGCCCUCCAGUGAGCAGGAACACAGCCACUCCCCGUGGUGCCACAGCUCUGCUUAGGGUUCAUGUAAAGUACCUCCACGCACAUACGCUUUACAGUGAGGUAUGUUUACCUACUUGACCUGUGGAGCUUCUCUCCUCACAUUCUGAUGGGAAUUUACACACAAAUGUUGUUAUGAAAUUGUACCCUUGUUAUGUGCUGUUAAAAAUUAAUCGUUCUCCAACAUUCCUUUUGCAUUUAGAAACGCGUAAAAUUAGAACAUACUCAAAUAUUACAGUGUAAUUGCUGAAUAUCUCUAAUAAGGAAGUAGCUCUUUUUUUCCUACAAGUGCAGUCUUAAAGAGUUGAAUACAUAUUAGCCUUAUUCAGAAAACUGUCCUUUUGAAAUGCCAGACUCAUCAGUUUCCAUCUAAAAAUCACUAAUUUUAACACAAGGAAAAAUACUUAUAAAUAACAUCAAUGAUUUGCUCUUGCUCUUCUGUCACUCGGGAGUCAUUUAUAAUGAUUUCACCUCUCUUUUUGCCUCAACUGUAAUAAAGAACACUGCCUUUCCAAUCCUGAACUCAGUAUUUCAAGUUCUUCAGCAGCUUCCGAAGCAUGAAGUAUAAAAACAGACUCUUGCCAGGCUCACACAGAGCUUUCCUGGGCUGGGGGUGACCUGACAUGGCAUCAUCUUCAUUUCAUAAAGUACACAGCACCAAAUUUUAAUGAAUUUAUUUGAAAUAAUAUACAAGAAUAUAGUGUGCAAAAAUCUUAGGGGCAACAUCACGUAGACGUGUCAAACUGAAAUUUACAGUUGUGAUUCUUAAAAAAAAAAGAAACACACAGCUGUUUAGUACAUGAAAAGCCAUGAUUGUAGUUCACAGCAGAAGCAACUGUAAUCCUACUGCAGCCGCUCUAAGUCAGACAGUUGGAGGAGGAAAUAAAAGUAAAGUGCAAGUGUUGCACGUAUAGUUAAGUGCAAAGUUUGCCCCCACCAUAAAGAGGUCUUAUGGCGAAAUAAAAUAUUGCAGAAUAUGUGGCAAAGACCAAACACAAAGUUAAAACUACUCGGUGACGACGUCAACAGCACCAUUUUUUCUUGAGAUAAUGUUGUUUAUUCGUUUUGCCCUGGCCCAAGCCCUUGGUUCUGGUGGAAGUGAGGGCUCUGCUACUGCCAGCUGGUGCGAACAUCUCACUGCGGAUACAGAUGCAAUAGGUGGCGACCCAAGAAGCAGCUCCCGUGCUACAGCUCACUGUGCUCUCCACUUCCCACAUGUCCUGCCAACUUGUUGGCAUCUGGGCAGACUGGGAGGCUACUGGUAAUACACUGCUUGCCAUUUCAUAAAAUCCCAGCCCCCAGAAUCGUAAUUAAUAAUAUGGUUGUGCAAUACAUAUAAAUCAGCAAUAAGAAUCGAUGUAUAUAAACAGCUGUUACAUAUUUUAAAAUUCCCCUUUUUGUACAUUUUCUUUUAAAAAUAAACAUUUAUACACA